AUGCGUGUAUUUUUGGUUCUGUGCUCCGUCAUCUCAGCGACAUACGCAGCCAGUCUCGGCUACAACUAUGGUCCAGCGCUUGGUGGUGGAUUAAGCGGUGGCCAAACUAUCGGCCCAAGCUACGGUGGUCAAGCUCUGGGUGGCCCGAGCUAUGGCGGUCAAGCUCUAGGCGGUCCGAGUUAUGGUGCUCCCAGUUAUGGUGGUCCCAGUUAUGGCGGACAAGCACUAGGUGGUCCCAGCUUUGGCGGCUUUGCUCCUGCUGCCCCAAGCUACAGUGCUCCUGCUCCCGCUUCCGUUGAGGUUAACAAGGAAUUCUACACCUACACAGCACCCGAGCAUGAAUUCAGUGAUAUCGGCAAUGCCGGUGACAUCGCUAACGCCUUGAAGAAAAACUUGCGUGUUAUCUUCAUUAAGGGACCUGAAAACUCUGGACUCGAGAAUGCUGCCGUACAAUUGGCUAAAUUGGCUGGAGAAGAGCGUACCGCCAUCUACGUACUCAACAAACAAGCUGACAUCGGCGAUUUGGCUAACAAACUCAACUCGCUCAACAAUCAACACGCCCACAAACCCGAAGUACACUUCGUCAAGUACCGUACCCCAGCCGAUGCUGAGAAUGCCAAGCAAGCUAUUCAAUCUCAGUAUGAUGGUUUGGGCGGUAAUACUAGCCGUUACAAUGGCGGUGUUGCACCAGUGUUGGACUUCGCCUCAAAGGCACCCGCACCAGUCGGUAGCAUAGAGAACACCUACUUGCCACCAAACUAA
Messenger RNA from Bactrocera tryoni, 762 nucleotides. RefSeq lists its product as uncharacterized. Bases 1 to 762 code for a protein of 253 amino acids. The transcript has 2 exons. The record is from RefSeq and is a predicted model, not a curated record. NCBI's taxonomy places the organism in Eukaryota, Metazoa, Arthropoda, Insecta, Diptera, Tephritidae.